This is a messenger RNA of Cygnus olor (mute swan), 2088 nucleotides long. It is a transcript of the gene CYTL1, whose product is annotated as cytokine like 1. Lineage: Eukaryota; Metazoa; Chordata; Aves; Anseriformes; Anatidae. Gene Ontology annotation, biological process: positive regulation of transcription by RNA polymerase II. Bases 323 to 715 code for a protein of 130 amino acids. The transcript has 4 exons. The record is from RefSeq and is a predicted model, not a curated record.
GUUCAUUUGGUUAUUUUCUUUCUGGAAUGCAGUGUGCCAGUAGUGUUUGUUUUUGUUAUCCUUGUUCCCUCCUUACCCUGCUCCUGGGCAGGAAAGUGCUAGCAGCCUUGCUUCAUAGGUUGGCAGGAAAUUUAAAACAGCAGUAAGCUGCUCCUCGGACCACCCCCAGACUUUUUUUUUUUUUUUUUUCCCAUUGAUGCAGGAGACUAUUUAAUUGGGGGCUGACUUGUCAAACUCACCCUUUGACGCUUACCAGUAGCUGCCUAACCACUAACGGUGAUUUUUUGCCUCUCUUCCUCCUCUUUUGGACGAGCUCGCCACAAUGAAGAUGCUGCUGAGCCUGAUCGCUCUGCUCUCUGCUGCCCUGCUAGCCCGUGCAGCCCCUCCAACUUGCUACUCCAGGGUGUUGUCUCUGAGCAAAGAAAUCACAGAGUCUUUUAAGGAGUUGCAGACCUCCAAGGCUGCGGACCCAUGUGUGGAGACGCUGCCCAGGCUGUACUUGGACAUCCACAAUUACUGUGUGCUGACAAAACUCCGUGAUUUUGUGGCCUACCCCAGAUGUGAGAGAGUGAUUGAAGUGAGUGAUCUGAAGGAAAAAGCCCGUAGCCUGUACACCAUUAUGAUCUCCUACUGUAGAAGGGACUUGGUGUUCCUCACCGAUGACUGUAGUGCUCUGGAAAAUUCUGUUGAGACCUCUGAUGAAAUUGACAGCUAAAAUGGAGUCAGACCCAAAGUUGUACCUGGGAAAUAUUCACAGAGACCAAGAGUCAAAAUAUAUACACACAGUCAGCUACAACAUUAACUGCUAAAAUAUUUUUCAAGCACACUAGCAAUAUUGUCUCAGACCUACCCAUUUUUCUCAGCCUUGGCAGGAAAUGAACUGCAUGCCUUACAUACCUACAGAGCUGCUAGGAAAACUAUGGUUAGAAAGCAUUUUUUUCAUUUGGCAAGGUAUGAUAUUUCAGCUUAGCCAAAUGUAUAAAGUAUGUUUUGUUUAAACACUAGGUACUAGAUUUUAAAACUCUUUUAUGAAUAGCUAGACUCAUAGAAAAUGUAUUAUGAUCAAUAUUCUAUCCUGACUUAGAAGUUCUUUUAUCAGAUGGCCAUGGAAGGAACCUUGUUUUCUUGUGUUCUUGCUUUUCUUAAAGGAGGAGUAUAACUGUGUACUGGCAGAAGUAUAGCUCAUAUGUAUAUGCUGAUAGUUUUUGAUGUCAGACUUGUAAGAACAGAGGUGAAAGUAUCUUGUCUCGGUGAAAAAUAAAUAAAUAAAUAAAUAAAAACAGCCUUCUAACCCAAGAUACGUGUGUUACAUCAUGUCUUUCAAGAUCAGCCCAAAAGGUGUGAUUCUUAUAAACUUUUCACAGGCACUUGCAAGUUGUUUUUCACAGCAUAAACCAUCUUUAGCUUUGUUUCCAUGGUAAUGCAAACUUUGCUGUGUCUGCAUGAUUCGGCAAUGUAUAAGUUUCUACUUGGAGAAAUUUUCUUUACUGAAAACAAUUUCUUUAACAAAAUUAGUGGAUUCUUUUUUAAAUACUGUUUCUGUGUUAUGAGAAUGUAAGCUGUGAGGCAGUGGCUCAGAAAGCUUAUUCAAUGUUUGGACAGAUUGCUAUGCUUCCAAGACACAACUGAUAUACUGAGCUACUGAGAUUAAUAAAAUUUCCAGAUGGUAGUAGUUCAAGAGUCAUGGGUCCCUUCAGCAUCUUCAGGACAUGAGUCCUCCACAUCUGGCAGCUCUUUGGUGCCAAAAAUAAAAAGGAACUUUCCCAUACUCUUGGAACUAGUUGCAAUUACCCGAUAGGGUCCUGUCCAAGUGGUUCCUCUCUCUCUUGUACAGUAUUAUAUAGUCUGGUCAUGCAAUAGUACAGUAUUAUAGUCUGAUCAUUCCUCUGCAGCGUUGACAACUCUGGUGACCUGGUGAGUGGCAUGUCUUAUAAAAACACCACCUUCUGCAAGGUUGGGGGAUUACGUAGCAAUCACAGCUCCUCUAUUAUCUUCUGCUAUUUCAGUGAAUAUCUGAUUCUAUAAACCAAAAUGAUUGACAACUUUUAUGGAAACAAAAGGAUUAUAAUAAAAAAAGUGUUUUGUUGU